AUGUACUUUGCGGCCUUCAAGAGGGAGCAUGUGCUCUUGAGUCACCCUUGGACUGACGAUCUGACCUUGGCCAUCAAAGACGCUAUCAGGUCCUGUGUCAGGGGCAUAGGCGCUGACAAACAGUGCCCCGCCCUGGAUCUGAGGCAGUUGGAAGGGCUGAAGGAGGUUGAACCUGUCGAUGGAGGCCCAAGGAAGACGAUCGACACCGUGAUCCUGUUCUCGCUCUUCGCGUGCAGGGAGAUGGAAGCAGCCCUGAGGAAGAUGAAGCAUGUCCAGAUAGAGACAGGAGGCACGGGUUGUGGGGUGGUGUCCCUAUACCUACCGGCUUCCAAGACGGAUUCAAAGGGCGAGGGCGCACUUCGGAGGCAGGGCUGUUUGUGCGAGACCCUACCGAGUCUGUGCCCGGUGGCAGCAGCGAGGAGGCUGCAGCAGGCCGCCCUAGAGAACGGUCAUCAUGAUGAAGAUCCAUUCCUCGUCACGGACAAGUCCAAGACACCACCAACCAAGCAGGGCAUGAUCAAAGCCUUUCGUCGAGUGGCGAUUGCAAAAGGGCUAUCCGAGGAGGAAGCCCAGAACAUCACGGGCCACAUGCUGCGGCCUAUGGGGGCCCAAUUCAUGGCGAGAAAAGGCAUUGAGUUCUACAAGAUCCAGCUGUUCUGCCCUCGAGAUGCAGAUCACCCGAAGUCGAGAAAGAUGGUACGUGCCAUCGAGAAUGCCCUGGAAACGCAAAGCACACAGAUUUUGCAGAACGCCAAGCAAUCGCAGUCAGAGAUCGAAGAGAUCUUGAGUGAACUCCGGACCAAGUCGGUCUUGAUGCAUGAGAAAUGGACAGAAGAGCUGUCCAGGAAGUUCCUGCCGAAAUUUGUGAUGAACACAGGCAGCAGUGUCUUUCAUGCAGUGAAGGACGCCUUCACCACGGGCUGUGGAUUUGAGUAUAGGAACUCCAAGGAAUUUAAGUUCACCCAUGAACCACCGAAUCCUGAAACCGUCAGCUACCGCAUGUGCGAGAAAGCAGGCUGCGUGAAGCUUUUUGAGACGGUAGCAAAGACGCUUUGA
Durusdinium trenchii is the source of this 1056-nucleotide messenger RNA. Lineage: Eukaryota; Dinophyceae; Suessiales; Symbiodiniaceae. The record is from the annotation of a GenBank genome assembly.